GUGAAACACAGAACCACAAAAUGAUAAGUCCGUUGAUAAAAAUGAUCCUUUUUAAAGUAAUAUUAAUGUUAUGUUUUCAAAUCAAAGAAAUUUUCAGUUGUCAAGCGAAAGUAUCUCACAGGCAAGAACUAUAUUGCAGUUCCAGUUAUGUUUUUCAGGUUCAAGCAGAAGGGAUUGACAAUCAGGGUGACGAUUUAUUUGAGCGGCAUUACAGAGUGUCGGUUAUAGAUUCUUACAAGGGUAGAAUAGGCACAGAUUAUGAAGGAACCAUAACUGGGAAUGGAUAUUUUAUGUCAUGUGGUCCACAAAUAUUGGAGAAAGGCUCUAAAUAUUUAAUAUAUGCUUACAAUUUUGAUGGAGGUAUACGAAUAAGAGAAUUUUACAAAAUGGCGGAUAUAAAAAAGACGGAUAUAGAUUUGUUCCGGAAAUAUGACUGCUUUUGUCAGAUCGUAACGAAAAAGAAUGGUGUGAUUAUGAGGCAUCUUCGCAAUGCUAACACAUGUUCUUCACCUAUACCGAGUGGCACGAAAUGCUCCUACAGAAAAAGUUACUGCAGUAGAAAUAAGCAAGGGACGUGCCAGUGGGCAUUGCUUAAUCCGUGUGGGCCGUGAAACAUGUACCACAUGAACUUGUAUCAAGUUAAAGAUCAUUGUUAUUGUUUUAUUUUAUUUUCUUUGAUAAAUAAAUUAUUUUUGCAACA
Molecule: messenger RNA, 700 nt
Organism: Saccostrea cuccullata (small rock oyster)
Lineage: Eukaryota; Metazoa; Mollusca; Bivalvia; Ostreida; Ostreidae
Exons: 5
Coding region: 21-611 (196 amino acids)
Biological process (GO): negative regulation of membrane protein ectodomain proteolysis; negative regulation of endopeptidase activity
Cellular component (GO): extracellular matrix
Molecular function (GO): metalloendopeptidase inhibitor activity; protease binding
Source: RefSeq, a predicted model, not a curated record